CCGCGGCUUCUAACGUGAGACAUUAAUAUGUAUGGUGGGAUUCCCGGCUCUUCACGCGGACGCACAAAAUGUACCCAAAAAGCCCAUGGUCUCCUUUGCAACGCCUUCCACCAACGGACUAGGCCAGAUUCCGAUAUACGAACCUAUCUAUCCGCGUAUCUUGUAAGACGAUAUCUGCGGCCUUCUACUUGCGACGUCUCUCACGAGCCUGAAAGCUCAUCCCUAUGGAUAGGAUACCUCAGGAAAUCCUCGAUGGUGUGCUCGCCAAGCUGGCGUGCUACCAUUACCCACACACCGAACGCUUCCCCACCCUUAGUCCUUUGUCUAGAACAUCUAUCCUCUCUGCCCGCCUAGUAUGCCGCGCCUUCCUACACUCGAAGGACCUUAAAGACCUCUUCAUCACCGUCCUAGAGGAAACACUCUUCCUCCGAGAGGGUUGGUACAUGCCCAAGCUUCAGGCCAUCUCGUCAUCAGAAUACGCUGCAUCCAUGACCACCCUCUCCAUAUGUAGCAUAACGAACUACUGCCUCUGGGCGGAUGAACUUUGGAACGAGGCAUUCUGCGAUUACCUCGCUAGUGUUAUACGACGUUGCCCACGGGUUAGGCAUCUGCGGUACUACACAAUAUCCCCUAAAUGUAUCCAAAGGGGGCAACCUGCCCCCUGUCCGAUGUUGCAGGACGAUAUGUUUGGAUAUUCUAUCCGCCAUUCGGGUGGCUCCGCGCAGAUGAUCAGGGCUACGACACUGAACUGGAUAUUGCAAGCUGUUGAGCGCGCUAACAUACCGCUGGAUACGAUUACCAUGCCGUUGUUUGGGAACCAGGCUGCGUGGUGCGCUACAUGGCCUGUUACCGCGUUGUUUCCGAGGAGCCUGACACACGUGGCUAUGAAUAUUACGGGUGUGCAUCGGCUUGUCUUCGAUCACUGGAUGCGUAAUCUGGAGAACCUGGAGUUCUUGGAAAUUGCGCUGUCGAGCAUGCCUAUUUUGACGGAAAGCUUCCGCCACGUUCAGCAACUUGUUGAUGAAGCGUCGAGUGAGGAGGAACGCGUGAGGUUGCCCAAGCUCAAGGAGUUCCGUUUGAUGGCGGAUAACAGGUACUGUUUUUCUACGGAUAAUAUUGUAUCUGCGUUAUACGCUUUCCCGAAUCUAAAGAUGCUCGGAUUUGCCCAUAUCAUGCUCCGGUCCGGCAGCUGGGGUUCUCUCUUAACGAGGUUGCAGGCACUGGAUCUGGACAGGGUGUGGCUUCUUGAUCCUCGUAUUGUCCUUUGGGAUCCCGACCCCCCUGAGGAUAUACCAUUUAUUUUCAAGUACGAAGAUCGAGGAGACGCGGAGAAUGCAGCCAGAGAUGUGCGCUUGUUUCAUACGGACGUAGUGGAGGACGGCCAUCGCGUGCUGCAGAGGAGGUACGACUUGGAGUAUCCUGGAUUUGCGAUCUUCGAGCAGGCGGAGAGCGAGAUGAGGAGAGGCUGAUUGAGGAGGAAACGCGGCAGAUAGCGUGAGUUGGUGGAGUAGGCCUGCAUUGGUCUGCUCCUCACUAUUAACGAGCGUCGGAUCUUCGAAAGGAAUUGCAUUUCGAAUCACAUAUGCUGAGGUUGUCAGGUACAGCAGGAAAAGCCCAGCUCAAUGCCAGUAUAACCGUGGUUCACCACAGGUAAUCAAUGCAAUAUAUCAACGAGCCGGCAAAAUGAAUUCGUGAGAUAGUGACCCUUCACACAUGUUAGCAUUCGUUAU
Molecule: messenger RNA, 1730 nt
Organism: Trematosphaeria pertusa
Lineage: Eukaryota; Fungi; Ascomycota; Dothideomycetes; Pleosporales; Trematosphaeriaceae
Exons: 1
Coding region: 225-1469 (414 amino acids)
Source: RefSeq, a predicted model, not a curated record